AUGCCAGAGAAUCUGGUAGAUGACAUAGGCCUGGACAUCUGGCCGGCCAGUGGUAUUCUCUGUCGAUUCCUGACAGAUCAUCCCGCCUUUGCAAAAAUCGCCACAUCAGUUCUAGAGCUCGGCGCAGGCCUGCUGGCAGCCCUCCUAGGUGAGGCUUCCUUGACGCUGUCUGACUACGAUCCUCAGGUUCUGGAUGUGCUGCAGCAGAAUCUGGACGCGAAUGGCCUGUCAGGCCGCGGCAGAGUGCAGCAGAUAGAUUGGAAGCGCUGGAGGGGUGACCCUGACUUUGGCCGCUUUGAUCUGCUGCUGGGAGCUGACCUCCUCUAUGCCAGCACCAUUGUUAAAGAUUUUGUGGAGGUCUUAAAGCUCCUGCUGGAUCCGCGUGGUGUCUUUCUGAUGGCUCAUCAGACACGACGCUCGAUCGUGCUUGAUCCAAAGACGAGGAUACCUAGACUGGAAGACUUUGAUGAGCCACUGGAGCGGUUCAAGAAAAUAGCGAAAGAGGCUGGCAUGCACUUGCGCGAGCUGCUUGUAGUGAAGCCGGAAACUCCCGGCAGCAUGUCAGACGGCGAGUUCUGUGUGCUUGCUGUUGGCUGGGAACGGUCAGAUCUUGAGAGUCUGCCCUUGUAA
Molecule: messenger RNA, 630 nt
Organism: Coccomyxa subellipsoidea C-169
Lineage: Eukaryota; Viridiplantae; Chlorophyta; Trebouxiophyceae; Coccomyxaceae
Product: S-adenosyl-L-methionine-dependent methyltransferase
Exons: 5
Coding region: 1-630 (209 amino acids)
Source: RefSeq, a predicted model, not a curated record